CUGAUCACCAAAUUUGCCUGGCUUUGUUCUCGAGAACAAUGGCGGACGCGGCAGCUACACCGAGCAAGACGAAGGCAAAAAAGAGAUAUCUGAAAAAGAAAAAGGAGCGAAGAAAGAUCCGCAAGGCGGCACAGCCCAAGUCUGCGAGGAACGUCGUCCGCGUCGAUGAGACUUCGGGGUCUGAAUCAGAGUCUAGCGAUGGGGAGGAAGAGGUAGUGAAGACCUCCCAACCAAAGGUUGCCAAGAAGGCAGAGGUCAAGGAGCCCCCGCGCAAACGCCGCCGACUCUCGAUCGACGAGGAAGAACGAGUCGAAAGUCAGGUCGAGGUCGCAGCAGAGGACGACGAUGAUGACGAACACGACGAGGACGACCAUAUGGAGGGCGCAGAUGCUGCGGAGGAUCCGGACGAGCAAAUGGAUGUCGAGGAACGGGCAGUCACCCCGGACGUACCGCGACAAUCGCCAACGCCACCAGCCGCCCUCCCCUCCUUCCCGAUACCCACUCAGCCCGAUGCCCCUUCUAAGGCCGACCUUGCGCUACAAGGUCUUGACAAAGCCCUGGUCAACGCCGAGCUCGUCGACUCGACGCAGAUCCUGCCUAUACCAGCCGAGGAGGACGACGGCGGCACCAAUCUCUCCCAGCGAACGCGAAAGCGGCUGCAUGAACUUGGCAUCACGGAGCUCUUCGCUGUACAAACCGCCCUACUCCCUUUCCUACUCGCCAAUCCCUCGCGCGCUGUGUAUACCCCAUAUAAUUUACCGAGAGACGCGUGCGUGUCUGCCCCCACAGGAAGCGGGAAGACUUUGGCAUACGUCACGCCCAUCGUCGAGGUUUUGUCUUCGAGGAUAACGACGAGGCUUCGUGCGCUCGUCGUUGUACCAACACGCGACUUGGUCACGCAAGUGAAGGAGACGUUCGAGGCUGUCGGAAAAGGGCGGGGGCUGAAGAUUGGGGUUGUGACUGGGCAGCACUCGUUCUCUCAUGAGCAAUCGCAGAUUGUUGGUGACAGCACGACAUCGCUCGCCGGUGGAACAAGCAAAGUCGACAUCCUCAUCUGUACGCCCGGGCGCUUGAUUGAUCACCUCAAUGGGACGACGAACUUCACGCUUCAACAUCUCCGAUUCUUGAUCAUCGACGAAGCUGACCGCCUACUGGCUCAGUCAUUCCAAGGAUGGCUAUCAACGGUCCUAGCCGCAACAACCCAAUCCACCGUCCCGUCAACCUCCUCACAAGACUCGAACCUCCCCCGCGCGGAAGCCGCCGCCCCGCACGUCGUACCCGCGCUAGGCUUUCCCAACGUCCUAUCCCGCCAACCCGAGCGCCCCCGCUCCUCAUGCCAAAAGCUCCUGUUCUCCGCCACCCUCACGCAGGACCCGGGCAAGCUUGCCGCGCUCAACCUGCACAACCCCAAAUACUUUAUCGUGCGGAGCAAGGCCAAGCGCGAGACAAUCACGUCUGGUAUCCUGCCGGACGUCGCGGACGUUGUCAUGGAGCGAUUCUCCAUGCCAGAGGGCCUCACCGAACACAUGGCCGUCUGCGACCCCGCGGACAAGCCGCUGGCCUUCUUCCACCUAAUCACAUCGCACGGCAUCCGCAACGCGCUCGUCUUCACGAAGUCGGCGGAGUCGACGACGCGCCUCGUGCGGCUGUUCGAGUUCUUCGAGAAGGCGCGGGCGGAAAGGUCACCUGCGGGGGAUUCGCGUCCGGUGACCAUCAGCGCAUACUCGAGCGACCUCGGCGGGGCGGAAAGGCGCGCGAUUCUGGAGAGGUUCCGCAAGCAGGAGAUACAGAUCCUCGUCGCGUCGGACCUGAUCUCCCGCGGGCUCGAUGUCAGCCACGUCUCGCACGUGGUGAGCUACGACGCGCCGGUGGACGUGAGGAAGUACGUGCACCGCGUCGGGCGUACGGCGCGAGCGGGGCGAGCCGGCAGCGCGUGGACGCUGGUGGAGGAGCAGGAGGCGCGCUACUUCAAAAACAUGAUGAAGGAGGCGGACCAUCUUCCCAGCUUGAAGAAGGUUAAGGUGGACAGGAAGGAGAUGGAGGAGCUGAGGCCGCUUUACACGGCGGCGCUGGAGAGGCUGAAGAAUGUUUACACGAAGGCGCACUAGAUCUUAGGCGUGUCGUACUUAUUGUCUGUUAGUUGCACACAGGAUGCUGUUAGCAAAAAUCGCCUAAAUUGCGGGCAUCUGAUCUCCGGCCCCUCUUUUUGGGCCAUAACGUUGAUGGCUUCGGAGACUUUCCUCUGGUUGUUUUCUAGCCUGUUCAUCCUCCCCGUCGAGCUGCA
This is a messenger RNA of Schizophyllum commune H4-8, 2284 nucleotides long. RefSeq names its product DEAD-domain-containing protein. Gene Ontology annotation, cellular component: nucleus. Lineage: Eukaryota; Fungi; Basidiomycota; Agaricomycetes; Agaricales; Schizophyllaceae. The transcript has 10 exons. Bases 39 to 2108 code for a protein of 689 amino acids. The record is from RefSeq and is a predicted model, not a curated record. Gene Ontology annotation, molecular function: nucleic acid binding; ATP binding.